This is a messenger RNA of Carassius gibelio (silver crucian carp), 1237 nucleotides long. RefSeq lists its product as uncharacterized. The transcript is spliced from 2 exons. Gene Ontology annotation, molecular function: sequence-specific DNA binding. The coding region runs from base 317 to 1000 and encodes 227 amino acids. The record is from RefSeq and is a predicted model, not a curated record. Lineage: Eukaryota; Metazoa; Chordata; Actinopteri; Cypriniformes; Cyprinidae.
GCCAUCUUUCAAUUUAAUUUUAUAACUUAAUUUAUACAGAAUAUUGCAUGAAAAUGUAAAUUUAAAAAGACAUACAUAAGAAUACAUAUGUUUUACAACACCCACGGGCAGAAAUUAAGAAAAAAAGUGCCUAUUCUAAGCUACGCUCCAAAAACCCGCCUUUUCCCAGAGAACGCGUCAUAUGACGUAACGACAGGCAAACAUAGGCGCUGCAGCCUUGGUUCUCAGUGUGGGUUUACGUAGUCUGAGAGGUGGAAACAGAAAAUAGAGAUUGUCGUUCUCGUUAUUAUAGUUAUAGUAGGUUUGAGUUGUCACAAUGGUGAAUUCUUGUGUUUGUUUUGGAUGCAACAACUCCAACUUGUCUGGCCAUCGGGUCCACCGAUUUCCAAACAAGAAACACAAAGAUUUCCGUGCUUGGAUACGUUUCUUCCAGGCAAAGAGAAGCAAUUUCGCUGCCUCCUCGUUGACAAGACACACGGUGGUAUGUGAAAAACACUUCACACCGGACAGCUACAACCAAGGAGAUCUUAUGGAAUUUCGCAUGGGAUUUCUACGAAAAGAGUGGGUUAGGCUGGCAAAUGGAGCUGUGCCAUCGGUGCAUGCAGGUCCACCUGCAAAAUCUGGCGGGAGUGAAGAGUCUAACGUUAAUGUUAGCACUAGGAGAGAAUCUGCGCGUCGAAAAAGGGAGCUUUGCACAGCCUGCGGAACUUGUGGUUAUGAGCGUUACUGGCAAAACCAAGAGAAGGUGCAUCGAAACAUGCCUGCCUGCAACCUUUUACUCAGCGGUGCCAUCCACUUCUCAGGUUGCAUGGCUUCUCAGACAAUCAGGAUGCUGAAGCUGUUUGGACUGCAGUGCAUAAGUCCUGGCACUUUUUUCUGCCAUCAGCGCUAUUACUCUAUCCCUACCAUCAUGCAGGCCUGGAGGAAUGAGCAGAGGGGGAUCAUCAGGGAGUUGAAGGAGACUGGGGGUGGAUUGAUCCUGUCUGGUGAUUGCAGGUAGAUUGGUCCAGCUCACGUCACUGAUGUAGAACAGGUCAAUGUGUUUUUGCAUUAACCUAUAAAUGUAACUGUUUUUGACGUUCUUAGAUCAGAUUCUCCUGGACACUGUGCCAAAUACGGUAGUUACUCCUUGAUUGAGGAUCGAAUUAACAAAGUUUUGGAUGUUCAGCUUGUCCAAGUAAGCUGAUGUCACACAUAAAUCUUGUGUCUGAUUUAGUUACUGAUAUUACUGUUACUG